This is a messenger RNA of Ceratitis capitata (Mediterranean fruit fly), 1821 nucleotides long. It is a transcript of the gene RagC-D, whose product is annotated as ras-related GTP-binding protein C. Gene Ontology annotation, molecular function: GTP binding; GTPase activity. The record is from RefSeq and is a predicted model, not a curated record. Gene Ontology annotation, cellular component: nucleus; Gtr1-Gtr2 GTPase complex; lysosome. The transcript has 5 exons. Bases 296 to 1435 code for a protein of 379 amino acids. Lineage: Eukaryota; Metazoa; Arthropoda; Insecta; Diptera; Tephritidae. Gene Ontology annotation, biological process: positive regulation of TOR signaling; cellular response to amino acid stimulus; regulation of autophagy.
UGCUCCUGAUUAGAAUUCGGGCGAAUUGCUCCAUGAAAUAACUGCAAGACGUCAUUUAUUGACACUUCGCAUUGUCAGCUGUUUUGGUGAUUUGAAUUAAGUGGUUUUUUGUUUAACUUGCUGAAAAUUGCACAAAAAAGAAGCCUAAUACAAAGUGCAUAUAAAAAUAAACAAUAGUAAUAUUCACAUCUUCAUUAUUGCGGCAGAAGCGAAAAGUUUUUUUUAUUAAUCAGCCAUUGAAUGCACAUAAAACGGUGAAGCGUUUCGUGGGAAAACGCCUCAGCAAUACAAAAUAAUGAGUUACGAGGACGAUGAAUAUCACGUGGAUACGUUUCCAAAAGACUUUGGAUAUGGCUCAUUUGACCAAGACGGCUUGGAUGCACCCGGAAUGGGCGGUGGCGAAUCGAAGCCACGCAUUUUGCUAAUGGGCUUAAGGCGUUCGGGCAAAAGUUCUAUACAAAAAGUGGUCUUCCACAAAAUGUCACCAAAUGAAACCUUAUUCCUUGAGUCAACGAGCAAAAUCGUUAAAGACGAUAUUAACAAUUCCAGCUUCGUGCAGUUUCAGAUUUGGGACUUCCCAGGCCAAAUAGACUUCAUUGAUCCGACAUUUGACUCAGAUAUGAUAUUUGGCGGCUGCGGUGCUUUAGUUUUUGUAAUUGAUGCGAAGGAUGAUUACAAUGAAGCGUUAACUAAGUUCAAGAAUACUGUUAUUAAAGCAUACAAAGUGAAUCCACGCAUAAAAUUUGAAGUCUUCAUACACAAGGUGGAUGGUAUUAGCGAUGACUCAAAAAUGGAAUCGCAACGUGACAUACAUCAGCGUGCCUCCGAUGACCUAAGUGACGCAGGUUUAAAUCAGAUACACUUGAGUUUUCAUCUAACUUCCAUUUACGAUCAUUCGAUAUUCGAAGCAUUUUCCAAAGUUGUACAAAAAUUGAUUCCACAAUUGCCGACAUUGGAAAAUUUGCUCAACAUUUUCAUAUCGCACUCGGGUAUUGAAAAAGCGUUUCUCUUUGAUGUAGUUUCUAAAAUCUAUAUUGCCACCGACUGUUCACCGGUAGAUAUGCAGGGCUAUGAGCUUUGUUGUGACAUGAUCGACGUGGUCAUCGAUCUUUCGAGUAUAUACAGCUCCGAGGAAACAGCCUUUGAUCAUGAAAGCUCUAGUCUAAUUAAGCUGAAUAACAAUACAAUAUUGUAUUUACGAGAAGUGAACAAAUUCCUUGCGCUCGUCUGUAUUCUACGGGAAGAAAAUUUCAACAGACAAGGUGUAAUCGACUAUAAUUUUCUAUGCUUCCGUAAAGCAAUUAGCGAAGUUUUUGAAUUGCGCAUGAAGAGCCAGAAACUCGAGACAUUAGACGAACAAAUUGAACAGGAGGAUGUGGUGGACGAGGAUGAGGAUGAGCUUGUUGCACGCGUCAAUGAAAAUCAUUUAAAUUAAUUCGGUUUAAAAUAAUAUUAUUAUGCAAGUAUGUAUGUUUGUAUAUUUCGAUUUUACUAUCAAGCUUAUAUCGAUAUCGCCUAUAGCAACAAGAAGAAACAGUGUACAGGAAGCUUAAUUUUUGUAAGGAAAAAAUUAUAUUUUUAUGUGUCCUUAACUAGCACUCAUAGCCUUUCAAUAUCAUGCCCAAAUAUGUAUAUUAAAAAAUUUGUGGUGCUUUCAUUGCCCAGCAGAGUUUUGAAAUAACAUAUAUUUCCAGUUUAUUACAAAUUCACAUAUGGUUAAUUUUUUUUUACUAUCUAAAAAAUUCCAGUUUAGUGUUUUCCAUCGUAUUAGAAAUUUACUUUUUGGAACAAUGUUUUGAUCACUAUUAUCAUUCUUCAAAA